Doryrhamphus excisus (bluestripe pipefish) is the source of this 7288-nucleotide messenger RNA. RefSeq names its product alpha-N-acetylneuraminate alpha-2,8-sialyltransferase ST8SIA3-like. Gene Ontology annotation, biological process: oligosaccharide metabolic process; N-glycan processing. The record is from RefSeq and is a predicted model, not a curated record. Lineage: Eukaryota; Metazoa; Chordata; Actinopteri; Syngnathiformes; Syngnathidae. Gene Ontology annotation, molecular function: alpha-N-acetylneuraminate alpha-2,8-sialyltransferase activity.
CUCAGGCUCCAUCUCCUUGAUGAAGCCCGGAGGAGGCGGAGGAGAGCGCAGAGAGGAGCAACAGAAGCUUGCGGGAAUGAGAGGCGUUCGAGCUCCAUCACCAUCACCACCACCACCAUCAUCAUCAUCAUCGUACCCAUCAUGCCUCAGACCGCCAACACCACCACCAGGCGUCCACUUCACUCCGCGACCGCUCCCAUGAAUGAAUGAGCCGAUGAGCGGAAGAAGAGGCCGGAGACCAGCGCAGCCUCGGCCGGCGAUGACAACGUUGAGGCGGACGACGACCACUGAGUGAAGCCGCUUCAAGAUGGUCCGCGUGGCCCGGGCCCUGGGUCUCAUCAUCCUGUGCGUGGCGGUGCUCAUCCUGUCCCUCAUCAGCUAUGUGUCCCUGCGCAAGGACAGCCUCUUCGGCUCGUCCAAGUACAUGGGAGGCCCCAGGAUCAUGUUCCACGCAGGCUUCCGAUCUCAGUUCGCCAUGAAUUUUCUGGACCCCUCGUUCAUCCCGCUCACUACGGCCCUCAACGAGGAGCUCCAGGGAAAGCCAUCCAAAUGGAAAUUCAACAAGACUGCCUUUUUCCAGCAGAGGAAAGAUAUCUUCAACUUCAUUGACAUUCCCAAGAACUUCUCGCUGACCAAGAGCAGCGUGCGGGUGGGCCAGCUGAUGCACUUUGACUACUCCAGCCACAAGUACGUCUUCUCCAUCAGCAACAACUUCAAGUCCCUGCUGCCCGACGCCUCGCCUAUCCUCAACAAGCACUACGGCACAUGCGCCGUGGUUGGCAACAGCGGCAUCCUGACGGGCAGCCACUGCGGCUCUGAGAUCGACCAGGCUGACUUUGUGUUCCGCUGCAACUUCGCCCCCACCGAGGUCUACGCCAAGGACGUGGGCAGGAAGACCAACCUGACCACCUUCAACCCCAGCAUCCUGGAGCGAUACUACAAUAACCUGCUGACCAUACAGGACAGGAACAACUUCUUCCUGCACCUGAAGAAGCUGGAGGGGGCCAUCCUGUGGAUCCCGGCCUUCUUCCUGCAUACCUCGGCCACGGUGACCCGGACGCUGGUGGACUUUUUCGUGGAGCACAAGGGUCAGCUGAAGGUGGAGCUGGCCUGGCCCGGAAACAUCAUGCACGAUGUCAACAAGUACUGGAAGACAAAGAACCUUUCUCCCAAACGUCUGAGCACGGGCAUCCUCAUGUACACGCUGGCGUCAGCCAUGUGCGACGAGAUCCACCUGUACGGCUUCUGGCCCUUCGGCUGGGACCCCAACACGGGCAAGGACCUGCCCUACCACUACUACGACAAGAAAGGGACCAAGUUCACCACCAAGUGGCAGGAGACCCACCAGCUUCCCAGCGAGUUCAAGCUGCUCUACAGGCUGCACCGCGACGGCGUCACCAAACUCAGCCUGACGCACUGCACGUAGACGUGAGCCCGCGAUGCAUGACGCGCGUUGAGGUUCACCACACUCACAUUCCACACAACGGAAUUUCACACCACUUGGUUGUGAACGGCCCACGUCACUCCGCAUUGUUAAGCCUCCAUUACUCUCCUUCGCAUGGCUGCCGGCUUGGGCAAAUGAAAAACACAAACAAUGGAACCUCUCAAGUGGAACAACAUUUAAUACAAUUUUUUUCCAUUAAGACUACUGGAAACAGAAUUACAAACCUGUAUUUACUGUGAUAGUUACUGAUCAAAUUUAAUGUUUAAAGUGUAAAAAUAAUACAAAUUAACCAUUUUUGUUGUGUACCAUUAGGAUGGCCUAUGACAGACCCACACAAAUGGCAUCAUUCAUUCAAUGUUUCACGAUGCCACAACUAAGUGCAGUUUCCCGAAACCAGGCGUGCUGGCGGCAGGAAUGUACCAAGAGGCGGUAGCCAGACGGACAGGAGUCGCUCCCAGUACCAUGAGCCGCCACUGGGGUGACACAUUACUGACCGCGACCGGGCCAACCACAUGUAACACUUACACAGGAUGGCUAUAUCCGGACCACAACGGUUCGCAGAAGACUCCAGGAGCAUGGUACACAACCGUAGCGUGCACACGUACAGCACGUGUACUUUACGAUGAGGCAAUGGAAACUUUGCACUCAAAACACACAAACUACAAAUAAAAAAAAAUGGCCCGAGAAAACUGCCAUAUCAAAAAAUUACUUCAGAGUAAAUACCGUAUUUUCCGGACUAUUAGUCGCACUUUUUUUAAUAGGUUGGCUGUUCCUGCGACUUAUACUCCAGAGCGACUUAUAAAUGAAAAAACUGUUUAUAUUCCAUAAACACUGGACACCUUUUCUGUUCAUGUUUAUUUUUGGUGUAGCUGAAUAAGCAUUGUGUUAGCAUAUCUUACACCUAUUCAGCCUGUUCUCUAUUCUUUUAUUGUUAGAACUUGCCUUCCAAGAGGACAUAAUGUCUGUUUUGGUCAAGUAGUUUGGAAAAUAAAUUACCUGCAAAAAAUGCCACUUAUACUCCAGUGCGACUUAUGGAUGUUUUUUUCUACCUAAUGAUGCAUUUUUGGCCUUGUGCGACUUAUACUUUGGAGCGACUUAUAGUCCAGAAAAUACGGUAAUGCACGUCCAACACUGUACUCCAACUGAACUGAAAAUUUAACUCAAGAUAAACGAUGUCAUGAGGGGUCAGAUAGCACUUUUUAACCUGAUUGACAGCCAUACAAGUGUAAAAAUAAGUUAACCCCUGAUUAACUUAAAUAAAUAAGUUAACCUGAUUAACCCCUGAAACGUAAAAACAAUCUUUUUCUCCCAACAUAGUGACAUAUUACCGCUCGGAAGGUUCUCAUAGAGCUGAGAUGGUCUGCGGUUCCACUUUAGAGGUUCCCAAAGUCUGGUGUUGACUGAAAUCACUGCCUAAUCUCAGGGAAGGGAGUUAGUUCAGUGUUUUUUGGGAUUCCCCGCGUUCCCUCUCGGCCCCACGACACAAGUUGUCAGACAAUCUGCACUACUCUUUGAUAUUUGUUUACAAGACUUUACACGCGCGUUUGUCAAGCGUAACACCUCCAAAGCUUUGUGGAAACCCGGCAAAAUGUUUUGGGAUAAAUGAAGCAACAUUCCAAUGAUAAGCCAUAAAUUGACAGAGAAAAGCAUAUAUAGAGAUAUCUUGUAUUAUCGAGGAAAAAAAGGGGUGGUCUCGGACUACUUGUAGUUUAUAAAAUAUCCUCAAGAAGUCUUUAGCCACGCUAGCUCAGGACUUUAAAGAUGACAGUAUUGACAAUUUCAGCAAAAGCAACAGCAUGGGCAGAAAAUAAUGACGUCACAGCAUCACCAGAAGAGGAAAACCAUUCCUAAGCGUCCAGUCGGAUGACUCUGAUGUCAUUCAUGUACACUUCACAGCCACUAGGGGGCAUAUUUUCAUGGUUUCUGUAACCCUUACAACUUUAUUUACUUAUCUUUCCGACUUAAUUCCCGUAACUUGAUGGCUUUUUUGGUUGAACCUCUACAAGUUUACUCUUGUAACAACUUUAUUCUUGCAACAUUAUGGCCUUUUCAUCCUAACUUUUCCUUUCCCUUCUUUUUCCGAAUUUUCGACUUCCCGUAACACUACAACUUAAGUCACUUUAAGUCACUUUAAUUUUCUGACUAUUCUCGCAAUGUUGACUUUACUGUUGCAACUCUAUGACUUUUAUUCUUGUAACAAUGCUUUCUUAUUUUUUCAACUGUCCGACUUCAGUCUCGUAACUUUAUGAUUUUAUUGUUGCAACAUGUUUCUUGUAAAAUUACAACUUUAUCGCCUACUUUCUUAGUCUCUUAACAUUUAACAUCAACUUUAUUCUCGCAACAUAAUUAUUUUUUCGUAAAAUUACAACUUUAUUGUUGCAAUACUACGAUUCGUUCUUGUAAACAUCCAAUUUUAUUUUCCAAUUUUCCAACUUUGUUGCAACUUUUUGCUAGGACUUUAGUCUCGUAACUUUAUGAUUUUAUUGUUGCAACAUGUUUCUUGUAAAAUUACAACUUUAUCGCCUACUUUUUUGGUCUAAUUUUUUUCCCCUCUAUUAACUUUGUUGCCACUUUUUGCUAGGACUUUUUCCCUAAGAUUAAGUAAAUUAAAUUAAAUUAAGAUUUUAUUCUAUAAUACAGUUAUAUUUUCAUCCCUUUCCGACUUCAUUUCCAAAAAUUUGACCAUUUUGUUGAAAGUCAACGUUUAUUUUCUAAACAACCUUAUUUCCCACUUCAUUCUCGUAAUAAAGUCGUACAAUUACGACUUCAUUCUUCUAUCUUAUUUUAUUAAUGUCCGACUUUAUUCUGACAACUCUUUCUUUGUAAAAUUGUGAUUUUAUUCUUUAAUCCGGCUUCCUUAUUUUCUCAACAACGUUCCGUAACUUUGACUUUCUUUGUUGAAACUCGAUGUAGUGCGACAACCUGAUUUUCUUAACCUUCCUGCUUUGUUCUUGUCGUUUUGAUUUUUUUUUUGCAACUCUAUGACUUUCUUCUUGUGAAGUUAUGACUAUAUUCUUGUAACACGACUUGAUUUUUUCAGCUUUCCAACUCUAGUCUCGUAACUUUUUGGAUAAUUUAGCAGGUUUAGCUAGCGUGGCUACAAAAAUUGAGCAACAUUUUGAAUAUACUUCCAACUUAACCGCAGUUUGAGUUUUAAUCACAGCACUCUUUAAAUAUGUAUCUAUAUAUAUAUAUAUAUAUAUAUAUAUAUAUAUAUAUAUAUAUAUAUAUAGUAUAUAAACAUGAACACAACAUAGGCAAAUAUUUUGUUAUUUGAAAUUAGCGACAGUGAAAAAAAAGCAUCUUGUUCUAAGAGCAUGACCAUUAAAACCACUAAAAAGACAACAUAGCAUGUGAGAGGCACUAACAUAUCUUUUAUAGAAAAUCUUUUAUGAUGGGGGGGGGGUUACCUUUUGUUCCUGAAUAUGUGGAUGCCAUCUUCCUUCCUUACCAGUGACUUUCUAUUGGGGUGAAUAAGACCCUGGUACAUUUCAAAGGGGACCAAACGUCACGCAGAUGCGCUUUUUGUUGUUGUUGUGCGCCGCUAAUAUGGCUAAUGGCUUUGUCAUGAAAAAGGAUGACCACCCAGCCGGUCAUCACGGGUGGAAUGAAGCAGAAAGGACUGGAGUGUGGAAGCUGAAGGCGCAUGAGCACCUCAUGACUUCACGCAACAUGUGACCGGAUGGCAUUUGAGAUGCUUUGGAAGUUUUGGAUGCUUUUGGGGACUUUUUUUUCCCUCCCCACUCAAACAAAAACACUUUUUGUCGGUCUUCUCAGGCAAGAUUCAUUCAUUGACUAUGGUCUGUAAACAAAAAAAAAAAAUCACUAUUGACUUUUAGUUGAUAUCAUGAGAUGCCGAGUGACAAUGUAGUCACCACUUUAGGAAUGUACGCCACAGAAUGACCAUUUCAUGCCAGAACCACCAACUUGAAAUGUCCUUUGGCACAAUCAAGGCUGUAAUGACCUCCGCCAAACCCAAAAACGGUGUUGCUUUAACGUUCGCGGCUAGCGCAAUCAUUUUCCGUGAGGCUGUACGUGGCCAUUUUAUAUUUCAGUAUGGUAUUUCCUCAAAUAGCGCGAAUGAACAAAACAAAGGACAAACAAAACACACACAUCGGUAUGGUCUCAAGGCCGUCACAGCGCGUCUAGCUCCACCUGACCUGACCUGAACUCUGAACUAGACGUCAAAUAAAAGCCCAGUUAAGUGAAAUUACAACUUUCAUUUUUGUAACUUUCUGUCUUUUUACAUGAAAAAACUCGGACUUUAUUCUCUCGUUUUUUUUUUUAAUAAUUACAUUAUUCUCAUUAUACGACUACACCUUAAAAAAAAAAGACAAAUUUUCCAACUUUUUUUAUUAUUUAUUAUUAUUUAUAUAAUAAUAAUAUAAUAAUAUUAUUUAUAUAAUUUAUUAUUAUUCAUUAUGGUAACACUAGGACUGAUUUCUCCUUUCAAAACAAUAUUGUAUGACUUCAUCACAGAAUAUUACACAAUCAAUUUUAAAAAUGCACUUUCUUCUGGUACCGAUUCUACUUUAUUCUUGCAACAUUAUGACUUUAUGACACCUUUAUUGUUUUUUAUUUAUUUCUUUAACACUUUCAUUUUGUAACUUUAUGACUCUUUUCAUACUUUUUUAAAAAUAAUGGAUAAUAAUGAGUAUUAGGGCCACAUAAAAAAACCCAAAAGAUUUUCAUAAAUAGUCAUUCACAUAAUACUACAAAAAAAUACUAUAUUUUGGUAACAUUACAACAUUAUUCUUGAAUAUUUACAACUUUUUUCAGCCAAAUAUAAGCUUUAUCCUUGUAAGUCUAUGACUUUUUAAAAAAAUCUUUAUUCUCUUUUCAAAACAAUAUCGUAUGAAUUUAACACACAAUAUUACAUCUUUAAAAAAUAAAACAUUAUUUUAACCAUAACCAUUUUCUUAACACUUGAUUUGUGUAAAUCUACAACUUUACAAAUGGUGAUAUUACAACUUUAUUGUAAAACUACCAUGGUUUUAUCCUAAAAUGUAGGACUUCUAACUUAAAUGACUCUUUUGUCCAAAAAAGUUACAUAUUUCUACUAAUAGACCUUUUUUCACCACUAUAGUAGUAUUCAUUUAAUACCAUGUAAGUUUAAAAAAAUCAUCAGUUUUAUUUUUUGUAGCAUUACAACUCUAUUUUUACAACUUUCACCUUCACCAAGCCCAGCACAUGAAAAACCUCCCUCUGAACGAGUAUUUUCACUUUUUGGGGGGUUACAGUCCGCUUGCACCGAGACCAAUCGGUGCAGUUACAAACCAGGUCCAACAGAGGGAGCUGCGUCAGCAUGUUUGGCCUUGGCGGAAGCACAUUUCUUCAUUUUUCUGAAUGUUUGUAGCAGAUAUUGCCGCUAAUAGAUUGUAGUCCUGACGAAAAUGAGCGUACAGUAGGUUGCUUUGGUAAGUGAGAAUUAAGCAAAUGAAAGUAAAGCAAAAAAAAAAGUUAAGACAUGUUGACGUUUUGUUGAGUAGAUUUACAUCAAAGCAGCCUCUAUGUACAAAUGUAUUUCUGCAUUCUCCACCCGUCUGUACAUAAGUUACACAUAGAAAUAACUUUAUUGACAACACCGUGCUUCCACAAGUUGCCAUUCUUGUACUUUGCCUGGUCUGCAUGGCGAAUCUGUUACAUAAUACUAAAUGCUGUUAACGUGGCUGCUAAUGUGCGUGUACACAUGUCAUAAUAUAAAAAGUCAGAAAUGUCUGGGUUGUUUUGACAAAAAAAAGUAUCUGUAUAUUAACUUCCAUGACUUUUGAAUUAUACUCUAUGAUAAAUAUGUGCCUGCAUAUUCAUUUGAUGUCGAAUAAAAACGGCAUUUUUUCCUUCUAA